ACAGCUUUCGCUCGCUAAUCCGCCGAAUCGUGGUGGUAUGGAACAAGUUCCCUAGCUUGGAAAGAAGCGCGACUACCCCAGUAUCUAUCUGCCCACCCGUCGACCAAGUAGGACUCUCAGUCAGCCAAAAUAGAAGUAAAUCGACCUCUUUCGCUCGCUGAUCAAGGAGACGUCAUGAAAAGCUCGCUUCUAUAAAGUGUUUUGAUUUUAUCAACAACAAGGUUCGCUGACAGUGCAACGCCUUUCUGCAAUCGGGCUGGUCGCGAUUGCCUUUUCCAUUUUUGUUUUUUACCGACGUUGCUAGAGUAGGCAACAUGUUUCCGUCGGCUCAGUCUGGUGAAACCAUUAGUCGUUCUUCGAGGACAUUGGUAGCGUUCACGACGCUGGCCUUGGUAGGCUGUUUAGCAGCCUUGGUCCAAACGUUCGGGCCAGCACAGGAUUAUUAUUCCAUGCGCGAUCACAACAUUGUCUUCAGUACAAUCACCGAACGACCAACGGUAGAGUCGACAAAAACCACCAGCCCUUCGUCGUCGCCACCACAACUUUCCUCCCUCGUAGCCCAAAUGUCCGGCGGCGCACCGGUCGAUUGGAACACGUACCUCGAUGCUGUCGCGUACGAUCCCAGUUUACGAACUUCCUGGACGUGCGGCAACGAAUCUUCUCAAACCGCCAACACCGCUCGCAAGGUCAAAGUUAUUUUUGUACACGUCUUCAAGACUGCCGGUUCGACCUUUCGUGAAUUGUUCCAAAGCUACGCCAGACGGUGUCAUGCUGGGUUGGCCAUUGUCACGGAAUGCUCCGGACUCUCGCCCAACAUUACCACGCAUUGGCGAAAUCAACGCGGCUUUACGUCGAAUAAGGCCGCACCCGAAUUGUGUGUGCGCAAACGCGUACUCACACGCGAGGGACGCGUAUACGAUUCCAAAACGCAAGGACCUUUCUAUCCGACGCUGGAAUUCAUGCAACACUACGUGGACCUCUUGAUUGGGCAUCUGCCCAUUGGGGCACACCGACAUUGGCCAAAAGAAACAUCUCAAGUACCCCUGUCAUCCUCCAAUAUGACACCAGUGGAUGCCCAGUAUUUGACCUUUGUACGGGAACCCGUACACAAAUAUCAGCGCGUCAUGGUUGGUGUGGUGGAGAAUAUGACGGAAAGUAUUGCUUUAAUGCGAUACGUCAUGGACGGGGGUAACGAACUGCGUGAACUCUUUGGCAUAGUCGAUAGUAGCAAUACCAAAAGCGUCGCUGAUUCUGGCGAUGCCAAUUCCCUAGACGGAGUCGACGCAAAUUCCACUUCAAGUAAGACACUUAUUCGCAACAAAUCAUCGGUCUCGACCGAUGCAGUCAUUCAAGGGUUGCGAGAAAACCCACAAAUCGCUGCAGCCUUGGACAAGGUCUUGAAGUACGAUUCCAUAGGGCAAGCUUCUUUCUUCACCGACGAACUCGCCGACACGAUCUUGACUGUCUUCCUACAACCCGAUUCUUUCGAACUUACAAGUCAAAUGCUCUACCACUGA
Molecule: messenger RNA, 1517 nt
Organism: Phaeodactylum tricornutum CCAP 1055/1
Lineage: Eukaryota; Bacillariophyta; Bacillariophyceae; Surirellales; Neidiaceae
Exons: 5
Coding region: 315-1517 (400 amino acids)
Source: RefSeq, a predicted model, not a curated record